AAAAUGGUGCUGAAUCUGAGUGUGGUGAGAGUCAACAGAACAAUUUUUAGUUUUUCCAACAUUUAAAGGCCAUCUAGUAUAAUUUCCUUUUUGAUUUUCGUUAAAAAACCAUGUAUAUUUCGGAGAGACUGACUUCAGGUAGCCAUGUCUCUGCCGGUGUCUCAAUAUGAAGCCUUACUGGCCGAAGUGCGGGGCCUAAGGCGCAAGACCCAACGCGUCCAACAACUAGCAAAUGCCCAAUAUUAUCAGAAUGAUAAACCACUAGAUUACACAAUGGAGUCUUUACUCUUAAACCGGCAUCACGAUAGGUCAAAUUCGCCAAAGUAUGAACGCGGAGCUAACUCGGAUCAAGGUCACUUGUCCAGCGAGGACGAGUUUCGUUCUGGAAUACCGAAACCUCGAUCUGUAAGAAGUACCGGACAAAUGUCAGUCAGUAGCGAACCUGUAACUAGAGUUACUAGUGGACAACAACAACUUGAUUCUAUGUAUCAUGGUGCUUGGCCUAACGUUGAAAGGACAAGCAUGUGGAAUUCGGAACCUGCCAGUUUGGGAGAAGCCAGCGCUCAACAACACAGAAAACUCAGCAAUUGCUCUGCUGGCUAUCAAAAUGAAGUAUCUUCAGUUAUGUCGUUCGCUUCAAGCUCAGGCGGAGUCCCAAUAGACAGAGUCUUAUGCGAUCCAAGGUCUUCCCAACAACCGGGAGCCAAAAUCGACAUGGUCAACAAUUUACUAGCGAUGCUGAGCAGUCAAGAACAAGUGGACAUGGGCGAAACCUUAUUAGCUCUAAGCAGUUGCCCGGAAAGUUGUCUUGCAAUGCGCCAAUCAGGUUGCAUCCCCUUAUUAGUUCAACUAGUUCAAUCGGACAAGGACGUGGAUACGCGAAAAAAGGCAGCGCAAGCGUUGCACAAUUUGGUAAACUCGCAACCCGACGAAAAAAUCCGCAAACGCGAAAUUCGAAUAUUGAAGUUGCUGGAAGAUACUCGCAGGUAUAUUGCGUGCUUGAAGUAUAAUUUGGAAUUUGAAAUGGAUGAUAGCAUGAUUGCCGGCAUGAGCCCGGUGCAUUCUCAAGACGACGGUGAUAAACACCCUGUACAAUUAAUAGCUCAUUUAAUGAAGCUGUCUUUUGAUGAAGGCCACAGGCAAGCCAUAUGUCAACUAGGUGGAAUACAUACUGUAGCAACUCUAGUCGAAACUGAACAUGGUUUACAUGGCAGCUCUAUGCAAGAUGGCCAUUGUUUAUUGAUGCGCCGAUACGCAUGCAUGGCACUCACAAACUUAACAUUUGGAGAUAGUGGAAAUAAAACACUUUUGUGUUCGUUUAAGGAAUUCAUGAAAGCGCUUAUUUUACAACUACAAAGCCCCAGUGAUGAGUUGAGACAAGUGACAGCUAGCGUGCUGAGAAAUCUAUCUUGGCGUGCUGAUUCAACAAGCAAAGAUAUUUUACGUGAAGUUGGAAGCGUUACUGGUUUAAUGAAGGCAGCUAUGUUACAAAACAAAGAAAACACUUUGAAGUCUAUUCUGUCAGCACUUUGGAAUCUGUCUGCACAUUGCACUGAAAAUAAAUCAGAAAUUUGUGCUGUCAGCGGUGGCUUAGGGUUUUUAGUUAAUAUGUUAACCUACAAAACCCCUUCAAAGAGUUUAGCUAUAAUCGAAAACGCUGGUGGUAUUUUAAGGAACAUUUCAAGUCAAAUCGCUGUACGAGAUGACUACAGAGAAAUUCUACGUAAGCACAACUGUUUGCAUGUUUUAUUGGACCAACUAAAGUCACCUAGUUUGACAAUAGUAUCUAAUGCUUGUGGUACUUUGUGGAACCUUUCAGCCAAAAACGCCCAAGAUCAAGAUACCUUAUGGCAAAUGGGUGCUCCAGCUAUGCUCAGAAGUCUAAACCAUUCAAAACACAAAAUGAUUGCUAUGGGUUCGAGUGCAGCUUUAAAAAACUUGCUCGGUUGCAGGCCCCAACAAAGUUUAUUGCAAAAACUAGACUCCACUGCGCUCUCUCUGAAUUUACCAGAAUUACCUACAUUAGGUGCUAGAAAGCAAAAAGCUUUGAUGCAAGAAUUGGAUCACAACUUGACUGAAACUUAUGAAAAUAUUGAUAAGGACUCGCCUGGUAAAUCUACUGCUAGUAGUGCAGAUGUGGUCUUUAUACGCAAUUCAGACACUGAAUUAACUAAUCAGUUUGCCAGUUUGAAUUUAAAUGAACCUUCAACCAGCCAUGCUUUAGAUACGAGACACAAAAUCGCCAAAAAUUAUGCUGGUUCAAGUUUACCAUACGUUCCACAACCAACUAAACGUACAAAUCCAACCUCUUUUCUACCAGUAAGAAAAUAUCCUGAAGAUGGCACUCAUGAACAACCGAUCGAUUAUAGUCGCAAAUAUACAACUACAGAACAAAAAGAAAACUACACUGACAAAAAGGAUAGUGAUAGUUUUGAUAUAGGUUAUACUGAAACCGAUUUGGAUCAGCCAACAGAUUAUUCCUUAAGGUACGCUGAAGAUGAUUCGGAUUCGGAAAGUUGCAGCAACAAAAUGACCAAGGAAUAUGUGCAAGAUACUGUAAAAACUUAUUGUACUGAAGGUACUCCUUAUGAAACACCUUUCGCGUUUUCCACAGCAACCUCGAUGUCAGAUUUGAGGAAUGUCGGCGCAACAGAUGACAAGCCUGAAAUUGAUAAUGAUUUGCAAAAGGAAAACAAUAAAAAAGACUGUAAGGAGACGAAAAAUGUCGAUGAAAAAGACCGUUGUUCGACCGAAGACAUUUCAGAAAUGGACAAUGUGCAAAUCAAAGAAAAAUCUGAAUUCAGCUCUGGCGUGAUGUCACCGGAUAAGCCUAUAAACUAUUGCGACGAGGGCACGCCAGUUUGCUUGUCGCGAUUUAGCAGUUUUGAAUCGGGAUUAAAUUCCAUUCCGGCCAACGAAACUGUUUUAAAAAAAGAACCAAAAAAAGAAACUAAAAACGAAUCUCCUUCAGUUCAGAAAGCUGAAAAACCAAGCAGUGAGAAGAUUAGUAGUAGUAGUACUCCUAAGGCACCCAAUGAGACUAAGGCUGUGAAAUUUGAACAGGUUGUAAAUUAUGCUGGGCAAACUCCAUUGAUGUUUUCAAGAUCGAGCUCGUUGGCAUCUUUGGAUAGUAUUGAACAACAUUCUAUACACGAUGAUAGAAGCUCGGUUGUUUCAGAUUUCAGUCGCCUAACAAGUGGUUUAGUCUCACCAAGCGAGCUACCUGAUUCUCCAACACAAACAGUACCUUCCAGUCCUCGACCUACCAAGCAAAAAUUAGAAUUUCCCAGUUCUUCCAAAAACCAGCCUGUUAGAAGGCAUUCCGCUGAAACCAAACAACAAAAGGUGUUACCGAAGGCAACCUUUUUUGAAGACAGUGUUAUCAAGUUUAAAGAAGAAAGCACGCCUAUGCAGUUUUCAACUGCAACUAGUUUGAGCAGUCUUAAUUUAGAGGAUCACGAAGAUGGUGAAUCUAGAACUAAGACUCCAGAUACUAAAGUGGUUCAAUCUACGUCUGCCGCAAAUACAUCAAAUAAAGAAGAACAAGGAGAACAGCAAGAAAAAGCAGAUACAGAAAAGGAAAAAGAAACAAGCGGAUCUGACGAUCUUAAUGAAGAUUCAGACGGGGACGACGAUAUACUUGCUGCUUGCAUUAACGAUGGAAUGCAGUCAAAUAUAUCUAUUCCCACUGUCAGUUCCACUCCCACAAAACUACCAACUUUCAAAUAUCAGCCAGCCAAAAUGCCUGGAACUAGCACAGGUAUUCCGAUGAUGAGACGUACUCCACCCAGACAUUUACCUGUCAGGAAUACCAAUUUGGAUGAUCUAACUAGGACUUACUGUACUGAAGAUACACCUGCUCAGCUUAGUAGAGUUGGUUCAAAUUCUAAUUUGAGUGAAUUGUCGAUACCCACUACUAACCAGAGCAAAACUAUAGAUUUUUCUGAUGAUUCUAGUAAUUUGUCUGGUGACAACGAGAAUCUAUUAGAGGCAUGUAUACAAUCGGGUAUGCCUAUGGCUAAAGAGGAUCCAAAAGCAAAUCAGUCGUCAAACAAAAGCAAAACUACUGACCUAUCUGACGAUUCCAGUAAUUUAUCAGGCGACAACGAGAACCUUUUAGAAGAAUGCAUCCAAUCGGGCAUGCCUAAAGCGAAAAAAGACCCUCCAAAAAAUAUACCCACGGUUAGCGUACUUCCGAGACGUACACUGCAACCUCCGAAACAACAACAACAACAACGUCCCCAAUUAGAAAACCAAACGCCCAGCUCGAGUAUCGCCGUACGGAAAUCCGAUGAAGCCUCAAAAGCGCCCCGGUCCCAUUCCAAUUAUAAUAAACAGAGAGUUUUAGAAAAGAUCGAUAGCAAUAGACGGAAAGGUUACGAAAAAAAUGCAGAGGCGGGUAGGAGGGAGACGUCUUUACCCCCCUAUUUGCACUUGAGGGAUGAAAUUGCGAAUUACCAGGUUGAGGACAGUCCGUUUCAAUAUUCGUUGAGGUCAAGUUUAAGCGAUCUGACUGUCGAUGGCAGUGUAGCUGGUUCAAAACCGUCUGGCAAAAUACAAAAACCACCAACUAAAGAAGAACAGGGUGCAACUGCUGGGCCUAGUAGAAAACCUUUAUCGUCAGAUACCAAUAAAUCUCCUGACGGAGCCAACCAAUUGAACAAGCUCCAUCGCAAAGAAUCCUUUUCUUCUGUAAGCUCAAUGGCUUCAAACGAAAGUGACCAAGCUUUACUCAAGGAAUGCAUUUACUCUGGAAUGCCAACAGACAAGAACGAAGAAGCUUUGCUCAACGAAUUAAUACAAGCUGGAAUGCCUCAGAGUAGGACUAGUAGCAGAAAUGAAACUUCAAGUAGACCUGUUCCAAACACAAGACCUUUAAGCCAAAGAGAUGAGUUUUUGGCACAAAGUCAAAACGCAGAGGCUAGCAACAGGUCAAAAAACGUGAAUGCUGCGUCUGUUGCCGAGAGCACAGCGGUAGCGCGACCGCUGGCAAACAUGCAACGUCCCGAAAAGUCAAACACGGCGGCAGGCGUAGAAAAAGGUCCCGGACUGGAUCGGAACGAUCAGAUCGACACAGGGAAAGCGGCAGAAGUCUCGGCGACAAUCCCGGCCCAUCAACAAGCGCCAGAGGAUCGGAAAACAGGGACCCUUCCAGUAGCCGAUACGUUACAGGGCAGAUUCUUGCACUCAGACGAGAACUUCUCGACAGAUCAAACGAAGAGUGGAUCUAGCAAAUCCGUCAGUCAGUUUUUGGAGGGCAGCUUCGAAAACGACUUUACUUAUUCGAAUUCCGACAAUUGCGCGAAUCUCGAUCACGCUUUCACAAAGAGCUGUGAAGAGUCGGGCAAUUUGGUGGACAAUAGAAUGCUGGAUCCCGAUGCUAUGAUUGAGUCGCUUGACAGGUUUACUGCUGAAUUGGUAAGCCAAGCAAGCCACCUAACCAGAGAAAAAAACAACAGUCAAAAGUUAUCGAAUAACGACGAUAAUACUUGGAAUGACGAUACGUCUCAUAAUGAAAUAACUUUUCCUACUCUAUCAGAAAGUGUGCCAAAUGUUAUUACUUUCGAAGAUGACAGCAGUAAUUUAGAUGUCGUUGAUGCAGUAGAGAUCCACGACGAAGGAAUCAGCAACGAUUUUUCUUCCCUAAACACAACCACAAUGACAGAAAGUACUCUUAUAGCACUUGAAGCCAAUAAAAUGGUCACCGUUUUCAAAAAAGAAGCUGAAAUGUCUUUGAGUACAAUAAGUGCCAAAUCAUUUGAUCUGGAUUCGGUAAAGCCACCAUCGCAACUGAAUUCUUUAGCAAACAGUAUUACAAGCAUUCCAAGAAGUCCUAAAUUAGCUUCAAGAAAAAAAUCACUUCCAGGCAGUCUUUUAGUAAAAAGGGCCCUAAAUAAUUCCAUGAACCAUAGUUCAAGCAUGGAAAGUUUAGAUAACAACAUUGAAGCCUUGAAUCCUCCAUCAGAAAUGUUCAACUUGGACAUGGAUAAUAGCAUAACAAGCAUAGCAAGUUUACCAUGUGAAAGCGCAGAAAUUCCAGGCAAAAACCAACCUCAUCCAAUAUUUACAGUGAAACAACAGUUCAUCCAAUCAGGCUUAUGUAGUUUCAAUGCAGACUUGGAAAUGGUCAAUCCUCCAUCGAUAUUUAAUGAUAUCACGGACAUGUGCAAUUCCUUAGCUGACGUUGCUACUGAUAUUAUUGGGACUGAAACAUCUAUUUUUCAGGAUUGUCUCACGCAGGCAGCUGAUCAAACAUAUGUUGACAAUACUUUAGCGAAUGACACCACAGAAUAUAGUGAUGCUAACAGCGUGACCCCCAUACAAACUGAUAUUAGUAGCGCGGAAAAUACACCUAAAAGAACUCCCAAGACUUUGAAUAAAACAAUGAUGACCAAACAAAAAAGGAAUAUGGCUAGAGAUAGAUACAAAACUUACGUUGUAGCAGCAGAAAAAGUAAUGCAAGAAUCCAUCGAAUUAGAAAAAGGCAAAACACUAGAAUCCCCCAUAAGUGAAGAUUACAUGACCGUCAACGACAAAACUGAGCCAAUGAGUGAAGCAACUUACACCAUUGAAACAGCCACCUACACAGUUGAAAAUCCCAAGCUAACACCAAAAGAACGAAGGCGAUUGGAUAGGGCACGGUUCGAAACUCAGGUGCUAGACGAGACUACAAUUUUGCUCAGCGAUUUUGCGAUUAAAGAGUCCGGUGUGGAAUCAGGUGCUUCUAGUGCUAGUCCGAGUCCUACAAGGAGUAAAUUGAGUAUAAGGAGGAACUUUCUGCAAAAACGAUUGGAGAAUAAGGAGCGGUUUAGGACACGAACAUUAAGCGAGAGCAGUUUUGGAUCUCCAGAACCGGCGUCAGCUUCUCCUCCCUGUGAAAAUAGUGAUAUUCACUCCUUAGUGGAAAAAGAAGCCAAUUUAGUACUAAAAACAAUACGAGACAGUAAGCUAUUCCAUGAUGAUUUAUUAGAUUUUGAGACUUUGAGUCUAGUGUCUAAUGACGAAGACUCCGAACACAAUUCUGGUAAUUCAAUGAACUACAGAACAUAUCAAAGGAGUUGGAGUUCGAAAAAAACACAAGACUUGCCUGUGAUUUCCGUUGAACCAAAUGGGCAUUGUGCUGUUGAGGAAAAAACUCAAAUUCCUGAUUCUGAAUCAAACUCUGAUGAAGAAAAUUUGAAUGAAAAACUUUUGGCAAAGCCCAAAAUUGUUAAGCCAUCUAGCUUAGAGGUAAUUGAAAAUGUUGAAAUUGUAGAGGAACCAAAAGGCAUUCGAGGCAGACGGAAACCUUUGUAUUCAAAAUCAAACUUGAAUAAUAAAGUGUCUCCGAAAACGAUCAAACCGGCCAAAAAUAUGGCUUCAAAUUUGGUCAAAAAUAUCACUUCUAGUUUAAAAUCAGGCGCAGCAUUGAAUGCUCGUGAUAAAUGUACGUCCAUAACAAAGCCAGCUGUCAAAUCUAGCGGCUAUGGUUUUAAUAGAAGUAAUAAUAAUAGUGUUACCCCGAAUAGAAGUCCAAAACAUACAGCCAAAAGUAGUCCGCCAUUGGAAAGGCAAGGCACAUUUACCAAGGACGAUUGUCCAGCUAAUGCCAUUUCUAAAACAACAACAACAACAAGAUUGCCAACUCCAUCGUCCAAAAUUCCGUCUUUUGCCAGACAAAUCGCCCGAGCAGUUACAAGCAAAAUUCCUACAAACAACAACGCAACACCCAGCAAGUUGCCAUCCAAAUCUUCAAGUGCAGAUAGAACUAGUAAAAUUUCCAGAAUAUACAACAGAUCUACAAGUGCUGACAGUAGAGAGCCAUCCAGCAAGAAAAUACAACCGUCUUCUUCCACCCAAAGCUUAAAAAACGAAUCGAAAAUACCAAACGGUGCUUUAAAAAAAUCGGGCAUCCCGAGCCCAGCUCAAAGGUCCCACAGUAACGUUAGCGUUUCCUCAAAUGGUAGUGCCAAAAAACAAGUAACCAGUAAAAUUGCCAGUUUAUGGAAAAAAGUCGAAGAGAGCAAAUCCAAACAACCACCUAAACCAGACAAAAGAGUUUGGAUUCAAAGUGAAAAGGAACCCGAGCCUCCAAAGCUGAUAAGAAGAGACACUUUUGAGAAUAAAGAUGGCAGCGGGGCUUGUGCUCUGGAACAAGGUAUUCCGUCUUAGGUGGCUAAAUAACACUGAACCAAACAAAACAAAUAUUUGUUCUUUUAUGUGGCUUUAAACCAUUAUUAUUAUUAUUAAACUAUUAGAUUAGUAAUUUUUAAGGUUAGUUUUAUGAAAUGCUAUUGGUUACUAUUAAUUGGUUCCAGAAAAAAAAAUGACGUGGCGUUGAAGAGAUUGAUUUAUAUAUUUUUGUAGAAUGUUUUUUAGUUAAGGCAUUGAUUGUCAAGAUUAAAAUUCCUUCCAACUUUACUGAAAAUUGAAAAUAGACAAAAAUAUAAAAUUUGUGAGAAAAAGAUCUUAAAUUAUACAGAAUCACUCUAAUUCUAACAAAAAUCACCUCACGUCAUUUUUUUCAUUCGGACCAACUUCAUUUUAGUUAGGUAUUACAUUUCAAAUUGAGUGCAAUUUUAAUUUUUACAUUCAAAAAUCGUUUUAUUUCAUUGUAGGUAUUUAUUUAUCAUUUAUCCAGUCUGAAAGUAUAUCACAGGUUUCAUGCUCGCUUUCAUUUUAUUUAUUUUCGUGCAUUAAAAUCCCAUUUAUUCUAGUCUUCAUAAAUGUGUAAUGUAGCUUCGAAGUGAGAUUUUUAAUGAAACAAGAUUUUGGAGUUGGUUCAAGUGUCUUGACUAUGCGCAAGUUUAUAGAAGAAGCAACUUACCCCAAAUAUCUUGUUAAUUUAAAAAUCGCUUUGUAUUUUAUAAAGACUGUAUAGUAUUUGUUUUUUUUUUCGUGAUAUUAUUUAGGUUCUAUUCUUAUUAUCUAUCUGUGUUUCCUUUUGUAUAUAUGAAUUAUUUUAGAAAAAUAAUGUCAAAUAUAUGAACACAUUAGUAGUUUUAUAUAAUAAACAGUUUAUAUAUUUAAAAAAAAAAAUGUAAAUGUUUCCGUUUUGUUAAAUGUUAUAAAUUAAUGUACUUAUGGACCUAGUUGGCUCUUGAAUUUACAUGAAUAAAAUCCAAGAUUUGCUUUUACGUACAAGUGUUUUAUUUAGUUAACGGGUUCUAUAAUACAUAGAUAAAUAAUAAUUAAAUAAACUAUACAUAAUUAGCAAUAACAUUUUAUAUUUCUUAAAUGUAAAUUAUACAUGGGUUAUGGAUUGAUGAGGAUUAUGUUUUCAGAAUAAGUGAGGUCUAUGGGAGGGGAGGUUUGAAUGUCAUAUCCCAUUUGAUAUAAAUAAAUACACAUAACUUCAGUUACCUUAACCAACAUAUUUUAUCUUACUUUGCAGAUAACUGUUUCAGUUGCUUAAGCACAGUUUCAAGUAACUUUUUCUUGUCUCUCUCAUUCUUAUUCAACACUGUAAAGAUGUUCUUCUUGUCUCCUUCCUUCAACCUAAAAAAAACAUCAACAAAUUAACAUGUUUUACCACUAUAUUUAAUUUACUUACUUCUCAAGUAGUAUAAUGGCAAUUUCAGGUCUAACAUUUUUAUACCGACUAUUAUCUUGAGCGUAAUCGUGGAAAUAUGUGGGCCAAUCCCACGAAAUAAGUAAAUCCAAAAUUUCUCGUAACUUGACAAAAUAUUUCAAUAGUUCGUCUUGUUGGAGGCCUUUCACAGGCUCAGAAGCGGCAAAU
This is a messenger RNA of Ceutorhynchus assimilis (cabbage seed weevil), 9718 nucleotides long. NCBI's taxonomy places the organism in Eukaryota, Metazoa, Arthropoda, Insecta, Coleoptera, Curculionidae. The record is from the annotation of a GenBank genome assembly.